AUGCCGCCGACCUUCCACGGCUAUCUGCAGCACGGCCUCGCCGAAGAGCAACUCAAGCUUGCCGGGUGGAAGCCCAAGGAGGAAGAGCCAAGUUUUCGGUCCCGGGCAUCAUGGCAUUCCUCACAAACAGGUUCGCAAACAGGCUCGCCGGAACCCCCUGCCAGCCAAUCCGUUGGAAUCCAAGACACCCAGGCUGCUACCCCAAGCCCCAAGAUAACCCCGAGCACGAAGCAUGCACCACUUGAAGGCUCAGAACUCCAAGACACCCAGGCUGUUACCCCAAGCCCCAAGAUGGCCCCUUCCAAGGCCCCGCAGAUGCCCAGCAAAGCAGAGCAGCCGCAGCAGCAUCAGCAACCCGACAAAACCAAGGACCAGCAAGAGCCCCCAGCCCGUGCCCCGCAAAUGCCGAGCAAAGCAAAGCACCCGGAGCAGCCGCAGCAGCAACCCAAGGAAACCAAGGACCCCGCAAACAAGCGAGGCCCAUCCGACAAGAAAGCCAGGCCAAACCCAGAUGAAGAAGAAUAUGAGGAGCCAGCAAAGGCCACCCCGCCACCCAUGCAAGUCACCAAGGCGACUCUGAUGAAAAGGUUGGCUCGCAUAUGCACCCCGAAAGCUGACGGAACCUACAAAGUGCCGAUGGAGAUCAUCAACACCCACAAGAAUCUUGAGACACGGGAUGAAGUGUAUCGGGCAUUCGAGAAAUGUGGAUGUGUCCUGUUCACGAAGCGAGUGAAUCGGAAGUACGAAGAGAUCAAUGAGAAGUCGGUGGAAACCGAAUACGAGUUCUUGACUGAACAGGAGAUGGAGGAUAAAGGCUGGUCUGAGAAAAAGAUCAAAGGGGCCAAGAAAAGCUGUGAGCGACGUCCUGGCUACAAGAGGAAGUCCGAGUACUGUGACGAAUGGAUGUACUGGGUGGCCGUGAAGGUAAAGGGGUCGAACAAGAAGACCAAACGCAACACCGUCGCCGAGAUCCUGGAAGGCGGCGACAACGAGCCGAUGGAGGACCCAGACGAAGCCAUGCAGGAUUUCCCCUUUGCCUUGGAGGGAGAUGGGGAGGCCGCCAAGGAGGAAGGUGAUGGGGAGAAAAGCUCCGAUGACAGCAGCGACGACGGAGAAGAGGCCGCCCGGGUGCUCAAAAAAAUCAGCUUCCCGGAGCUGACGAAGAAACCUCAGGACUGUUGCUCCCUAGUGUCUGCCUGCCUUCAAAAACGGGUUAUGCGAAUCGAGCCGAUCGUGCUAAAGUUGGGGGAGAUCAAAGAUGCCAACAAGGCCCACCAAAAGUAUAAAGCCAGCCUCGAGAGCAUGAUCACCAGGGUGAACGAGUUGGACGAUAAGAUGAUGGCCCUCUACAGCCAGGGUGUGGCUGCUGGGUUCACAAAAGUGGACCAGAAGAGCCUCCGCACGUUUUUCCAGGAAGCGAAGAGGGUGCAACUCGGUUCUUCAGAGGAUGAGCCGGGCCACGACGGCCGGGUGCAGCUGUAUGCAGAGAUGCUGGGAGAUGGUGCAGCUUCCUCGGCCACAGCGAUAGACACGAAAAGGUGUCUCAAGGAGAUGGCGAACCCUGGUCUGCCGGAGAGCGAAAAACGAGAAGUGAGCAAUGCUGAACGGGAUUGCCAUGCUAAGUUCAACAGAAUGGGUCUAUCUUUGCCAGUACCGAUACAGACCCACGACCACUGUGUAGAGAAUGAAGAAAUCAUUUCUACAUCAUAUGUGCUGGUGUCUAGCUGGCUACGAUACCUCGUUCGGCAAAUGCCUUGCUUGCUGGCUGGUGGGCGGAACACACUAGAGGUUCAACUCGAAGCUUUCUGGAAGAUGUAUCAGAACCACCACCCCGAGCACGCCAUCUUCAGUGCAGAGCAUAUCACUCCUGCUACUGCUAUUCCCCUGUGCCUGUUUUCAGAUGAAGGGAAAGGCCCCAAGAGGGGCAAUUAUUUGAUGACAUGUAUGGAAUCACCAAUUGGUUUGUCAGAGAUGCCAGAAGACUUCGCUUGUUCUUGCUCUUCACACGUGUCGCACACGCCGUCUCAGUUCGUGCCUGGCUGUGAUACCGUGACCGAAAUGUGCGAUGCCGCCAAAGAGGCUGCAAAGCAAACUACGAAUCUUCAAGGGGCUUCCUUCUUGACAAGGCAUUAUCUGUUUGGGCUGCCAGAUUGGGUAUACAAGCAUCAUGAUUCGGUGCUACAGAAAAUGAUGGAGCUCGUGGCCGAAGAUAUGUCCAAGCUGUUUACACAGGGAGCAAUGAUCGCCGGCAAAAGGUACUUUGCAAUCCUGACUGGCCUGAAAGGCGAUUUCAAGCACAUGGCCGAGAAAUAUGGCGAGCUGACACGUUCUUAUUCCCAUCUGGGGAAAGUGAAUUAUUUGGGGAUGUGUUCCCAUUGCCUGGCCGGCACCAGGCCGGACUUGCCAUGGGACCAGGCAACCCACGAUCCAGCUUGGGCUGGCUCUGAGUUUGCUUCGAGACCCUGGGACGAGCCGCCAGUGUUUUGCUCCAUACCAUUCGACUCUGCCAAGCCAGAGGCUGCCCUCAAAUUGGAUGCCUUUCAUCUGUUUAAAGUUGGACUUGGAAGGGAUCUUGUUGGGACAAUUGUUCUGUUUGCACGCUUGGGCUUUUACGACUUUUCGCCGGGGGAAUCUACGGAACUCAAGCAGCGACUGAACCGUGCCUGGAAACAUUUUAUGCUUUGGCGGGUGACAGCGAAGCAGACGGUGGCUUGCAAGUACUUUUCCCCGGCCCUGUUCAACAUCAAGAGGCAGAGCGACUACGCUUGGGCAAAUGUCAAGGGCUCCGAUACGAUGGUUUUUAUGCGAUACAUCCGUUGGUAUGCAGGCUUGCUUGUGGCUACCAGGACUCUGCACGAUCCACAUCGACGUCUUCUUGUAUUGCUCAACAAGACCAUUAUGCAUGCACAGGAAGCUAUGCACAUAAUGUAUACCCACGGCCUCUGGUUGGCACGGAAGUGCGGUCAAAGCCUUUAUGUUCACUUGAUGAGUAUGUUAUCAGGGUAUCAAACUUUGGCGGCUCGUUGCCUCACCAUGGACCUCACAUUUUAUGGGUUAAAGCCGAAGUUUCAUGGGCUUCAUCAUUUAGCCUAUGAUUUGAAGAAGGCACUCAAGACUUCUACACCGCUGGUUUUAAAUCCGAUAUGCUGGGGCAAUGAGAUGAACGAGGAUGCCAUCGGGGCGACUUCCAAGCCAAUCGAGCAAUGGUCGGUACCCUUUGUGACCACCGACCAGCAAAAUGCCCUCUUUGUGCACUGGAUAUCUCAGCAUCUCAUGACGUCCGACAAUGGCUGGCAAAAGCAGGGCAACUAA
Messenger RNA from Symbiodinium sp. CCMP2592, 3312 nucleotides. Lineage: Eukaryota; Dinophyceae; Suessiales; Symbiodiniaceae. The record is from the annotation of a GenBank genome assembly.